Molecule: messenger RNA, 1254 nt
Organism: Fundulus heteroclitus (mummichog)
Lineage: Eukaryota; Metazoa; Chordata; Actinopteri; Cyprinodontiformes; Fundulidae
Product: gastrula zinc finger protein XlCGF49.1-like
Exons: 1
Coding region: 243-863 (206 amino acids)
Source: RefSeq, a predicted model, not a curated record
AAGAAAAUGUGGAGCCUGAGUCUUUGUGGGUUAAAGAGGAACAAAGGGAACAGGAACCACUAAUUAAAGACCAAGAGGACCCAGAAGUUCCACUGAUUGAGGAAGAAAAUGAUGAGCCAGAUUCUUCAAGGCUUAAACAUAAACAGCAGGAUCCAGUUUAUUUAGCAACUGGACAGGAGCAGAAGGAUGUCUGCAGCAGUCAGGAGGGAGAGCAGCUUGUCCAGAAGCAGUCUGUUGGCCUAAUGGAGAUCUUUACUCUUCAGAAAAGUAAAAGAGAAUCAAGAACUGAGCAGCUUUCCUUUCAUAUCUCCACUGGGUCAGAGAGUCAAUCUUGUACAAAUACUAAGAAAAGGUCUUUAAAUUGUGACAUAUGUGGAAAGUCUUGGAAGAAGAAGAGUGAAUUGGAAAGGCAUUACAGAACCCACACUGGCGAGAGACCCUUUAGUUGUCAGACAUGUGGAAAAAGUUUUUCUUGUACAAGUCAUUUAAAUGCUCACAGGAAAAUGCACACAGGGGAAAGACCGUUUUCUUGUCAGAUAUGUGGAAAAACCUUCUCUCAUAGGAACCAUUUAAAUGUUCACAGGAGAAUACACACAGGGGAAAGACCUUUUUCUUGUCAGACUUGUGGAAAAAGUUUCACUCGUAUUUGUAGUUUAAAACUUCACAUGAGAACCCACACUGGUGAGAGGCUUUUUUCUUGUCAGACAUGUGGAAAAAAAUUCAUUCAACAACGCUCUUUAAAUGCUCACAGUAGAAUCCACACAGGGGAAAGACCUUUUGUAUGUGGAAUGUGUGAGAAAAGCUUCAUUCAUGUUGGCAGUUUGAAUAUUCAUAUAAAACAAAAACACAACAGUAAGAAGUAGCCAUUUUUUGACAUUCACACAGCCUGCAUCUGAGUACUUCUCUUAGCCAAAGCAGAGGUCCAGCAGUCACCAUAAGUGCAGUCAGUAAAGAUGCAGAUAAGAAAUGGAGCCUGUAUGCCUCCUCUCACAGCUAAUUUAGCAUAGAAACCUUGCAACGUCCCUUACUAGUGCCAAAAAGCUAUAAGGAAUCCCACAAUCCUUUGUGAGACAUAACGUAUAAGCACAGCCCACCCAAGUUUUUUUUCCGGAUGUGUCCCAUCUGCCUGUGUAGCUCUAAGACUAGCUUUGUUAAUGCCAAAGAGCCUCAAACAGAUAGGACUGUCUCAGAAAGUUAGAAUAUCGUGAAAAGUAUACUAGUAGGAUAUUCAACUAAUCACUUGAAUCAUCUAAU